Molecule: messenger RNA, 3985 nt
Organism: Syngnathus typhle (broad-nosed pipefish)
Lineage: Eukaryota; Metazoa; Chordata; Actinopteri; Syngnathiformes; Syngnathidae
Product: ATP-citrate synthase
Exons: 28
Coding region: 201-3473 (1090 amino acids)
Biological process (GO): citrate metabolic process; tricarboxylic acid cycle; fatty acid biosynthetic process
Cellular component (GO): cytosol
Molecular function (GO): ATP citrate synthase activity
Source: RefSeq, a predicted model, not a curated record
GGCAGAUGAGAGGCGGAAGACAAAAGUCAGUGCAAGCCGCUUCUCCCUCUCCGGUACCACUUGCUUGCUUCCGAAUCAAGACGAAAUCGUACCUGCGGAGGAAACUGACACCAUCUUCGUGUUGAAAUCGCACUUGAAUCCCAUUUGUAGGACUAAUUUUAACAAGCUGCCCUGUGUUCAUCCAUCCCGACGUAGCCAACAUGUCGGCCAAAGCCAUCUCGGAGCAAACGGGCAAGGAGUUCCUCUACAAACACAUCUGCACCUCGGCGACCGUCCAGAACCGCUUCCGCUAUGCUAACGUCACCCCCGAGACGGACCUGGACCGUCUGGCGCUGGAGCACACCUGGCUGCUCACGGAGAGGCUGGUGGUGAAGCCGGACCAGCUGAUCAAGAGGCGGGGCAAGCUGGGCCUGGUCGGCGUCAACCUGGACUUGAACGGCGUCAGAGAGUGGCUGAAGGCCCGCCUCAUGAAGGAGACCACGGUGGGAAAAGCCAAAGGCGUUCUCAAGAACUUCCUCAUCGAACCCUUUGUCCCUCACAAGCAGGAGGAGGAGUUCUACGUGUGCAUCUACGCCAGCCGCGAGGGCGACCACGUGCUGUUCCACCACCAGGGCGGCGUAGAUGUGGGCGACGUGGACGCCAAGGCCAACAAGUUGCUGGUGGGCGUGGACGACAAGAUCUGCGAGGGCUCGGUGAACAAGCGACUGCUGGCCCACGUCCCCAACGACAAGAGGCUGGUCCUGGCCCAGUUCAUUGUGGGCCUUUUCAACCUAUAUGAGGAUCUGUUCUUCACGUACCUGGAGAUCAACCCACUCGUGGUCACCAAAGAUGGCGUCUUUGUGCUGGACAUGGCGGCCAAGAUCGACGCCACGGCCGACUACAUCUGCAAGGCCAAGUGGGGCGACGUGGAGUUCCCGCCGCCUUUUGGCAGGGAGGCCUACCCUGAGGAGGCCUACAUCGCCGACCUGGACGCCAAAAGCGGCGCCAGCCUCAAACUGACCCUGCUCAACCCGCAGGGGCGGAUCUGGACCAUGGUGGCGGGGGGCGGAGCCUCUGUCGUGUACAGCGACACCAUCUGCGACCUGGGCGGCGUGGACGAGCUGGCAAACUACGGCGAGUACUCGGGGGCGCCGAGCGAGCAGCAGACAUACGACUACGCCAAGACCAUCCUCUCGCUCAUGACCAGGGAGAAGCACCCAGAUGGCAAAGUCUUGAUCAUCGGAGGGAGCAUCGCCAACUUCACCAACGUGGCGGCGACGUUCAAGGGAAUCGUUCGAGCCAUCCGAGACUACCAGGUGCCGCUCAAGGAGCACCAAGUGGCCAUUUUCGUCAGGCGCGGGGGUCCAAAUUACCAGGAGGGUCUCCGGGUGAUGGGAGAAGUUGGCAAGACCACCGGGAUCCCCAUCCACGUCUUUGGCACCGAAACCCACAUGACCGCCAUCGUGGGCAUGGCGCUGGGUCACCGGCCCAUCCCCAACCAGCCUCCCGUCGCCGCCCACACUGCCAAUUUCCUGCUCAACUCCAGCGGCAGCACGUCGACCCCGGCGUCCACUCGCACCGCCUCCUUCUCUGACAACAGAGGUAAAGCCCAGAGCUCGCCGGCAAAGAAAAGUGCCGCUCCUGUAGUCAAGGCCAGCACGCUGUUCAGCAAGCACACCAAGUCCAUGGUGUGGGGCAUGCAGACGCGGGCCGUGCAGGGCAUGCUGGACUUUGACUACGUCUGCUCCAGAGACGAGCCCUCCGUGGCGGCCAUGGUCUACCCCUUCACCGGAGACCACAAGCAGAAGUUCUACUGGGGUCAUAAAGAGAUCCUCCUCCCGGUGUACAAAAACAUGGCCGACGCCAUGAAGAAGCACCCGGACGUGGACGUGCUCAUCAGCUUCGCGUCCUUGCGUUCAGCCUUUGAAAGCACCAUGGAGACCAUGCAGUACCCGCAGAUUCACACCAUCGCCAUCAUAGCGGAGGGAAUCCCCGAAGCACACACCAGGAAGAUCAUUCGGAGAGCCGACGAGAAGGGCAUCACCAUCAUCGGACCGGCAACUGUGGGCGGCAUCAAACCGGGCUGCUUCAAGAUCGGCAACACCGGGGGCAUGCUGGACAACAUCCUGGCCUCCAAGCUGUACCGGCCGGGCAGCGUGGCGUACGUCUCGCGCUCGGGCGGCAUGUCCAACGAGCUCAACAACAUCAUUUCGCGCACCACCGAUGGCGUGUUUGAAGGCGUGGCCAUUGGCGGGGACAGAUACCCGGGCUCCGUCUUCACCGAUCACGUUCUCCGCUACCAGGACACCCCCGGAGUCAAGAUGAUCGUCGUGCUGGGCGAGAUCGGCGGCACCGAGGAGUACAAGAUCUGCCAGGGCAUCCGGGAAGGCAGGAUCACCAAGCCCGUGGUGUGCUGGUGCAUCGGAACUUGCGCUACCAUGUUCGCCUCGGAGGUCCAGUUCGGCCACGCGGGGGCGUGCGCUAAUCAAGCUUCGGAGACGGCGGUGGCCAAGAACAAAGCUCUGAAGGAGGCCGGUGCCUUCGUGCCCAAGAGCUUUGAUGAGCUGGGACAGAUCAUUAAGUCUGUGUAUGACGACCUGGUGUUCAAAGGAGUCAUCCAGCCGGCACCGGAGCUGCCCCCUCCCACAGUCCCCAUGGAUUACUCCUGGGCACGAGAGCUGGGUCUCAUCCGCAAACCGGCGUCCUUUAUGACCAGCAUUUGCGACGAGAGGGGGCAGGAACUCAUCUACGCCGGCAUGCCCAUCACGGAGGUCUUCAAGUCGGAAAUCGGCCUGGGGGGCACUCUGGGGCUUCUAUGGUUCCAGAGGAGGCUACCCAGAUACGCCUGCCAGUUCAUCGAGAUGUGUCUCAUGGUGACGGCCGAUCACGGUCCGGCCGUAUCCGGCGCCCAUAACACUAUCGUGUGCGCCCGAGCCGGCAAAGAUCUGAUCUCCAGCCUCACCUCUGGCCUGCUCACCAUCGGCGACCGCUUCGGAGGCGCCUUGGAUGCCGCGGCCAAACAGUUCAGCAAGGCCUUCGACAGCGGCCUGCUGCCCAUGGAGUUUGUCAACAAAAUGAAGAAGGACGGCAAGCUCAUCAUGGGCAUCGGCCACAGGGUCAAGUCUAUUAACAAUCCUGACAUGCGAGUCCAGAUCUUGAAGGACUUUGUGAAGCAGCACUUCCCCUCCACACAGCUGCUGGAUUACGCUCUGGAUGUGGAGAAGAUCACCACUUCAAAAAAACCCAACUUGAUCCUGAACGUGGACGGCUUCAUCGGUGUGGCCUUUGUGGACCUGCUCAGGACCUGCGGCGGAUUUACCAGGGAUGAAGCGGACGAGUUUGUAGAAAUCGGAGCGCUGAACGGCAUCUUCGUUCUGGGUCGCAGCAUGGGAUUCAUCGGACACUACCUGGAUCAGAAGAGGCUAAGGCAGGGCUUGUAUCGUCACCCUUGGGAUGACAUCUCCUACGUGCUGCCGGAACACAUGUCCAUGUAGGACAUGUGAGGAUUUAACAUAUCUUUGUAUUGCCUGAAAUAGUUUGAGAUUAGACACUAGCGAAAACACUGUGAAGACAUACCCAGUCCUGACUGGUGACAAAGUUUAACACCUCAUGUUCUCACGCCUCUGUGCAGCUCCAUUCCAUGUGGCAUUUUAUGAUGGUCAUUAUCAUCUCGAGCUUGUUACACAGGGUGACCGUGGAGUGCAAUAAUAUUGUGAUCACACACACACUGUAGAUAAUAGCUUUUUUUUUUAAAUCUUUACUGUAGAUGUAUUCAUCCAAAAGAUGUUUUACUUGUCCAUGUCUUGGCUGUUUGUUGCAAAAGGGACCAUGUAUCGGUAAAUGUCAUCCCCAGGUAAAACCCAAAUAAUGGAGUACUACAAUGACUGUAGGAUAUUGAUUUCGGAUCAUUUCAUAACAGCAGAGUUAUUGCAAUGCUUCUGUAGCGUGCCUCGAUACUGGCGGUACCGUUUGUCCACAUGUGUGAUUAAAGUUAACUGUGUGAUAA